AAACGACAGCAAGGUAACGCCUCCCAUCGUAGCAAACAUGGGUAUCAAGAGUCUGUACCAAGUGAUACGCGAAAACUGCCCAGAUGCCGUUAAAGAAGGCGAGAUCAAGACUCAAUUCGGCCGCAAAGUUGCCAUCGAUGCCUCCAUGUCGCUUUACUCGUUCCUCAUCGCCGUCCGAUCUGGUGGAGAACAGCUGAUGUCGGACACGGGCGAGACCACAUCCCAUCUCAUGGGCAUGUUCUACCGCACGCUCCGCAUUGUGGAUAACGGGAUCAAGCCGCUAUAUGUCUUCGAUGGAGCGCCGCCCAAGCUGAAGAGCGGAGAGCUGGCGAAGCGGUUUCAGAGAAAGAGCGAAGCCCAGGAACAACAUGAGGAAGCCAAGGAAACUGGCACUGCAGAAGAGGUCGAGCGAUUUUCGAGGAGAACGGUGCGAGUGACCAAGGAGCACAAUGCCGAAGCGCAGAGACUGUUGAAAUUGAUGGGAGUUCCAUAUAUUGUGGCGCCGACAGAGGCAGAAGCCCAAUGCGCUGUGCUCGCCCGAGCGGGAAAAGUCUACGCCGCAGCCUCCGAGGACAUGGACACGUUGACGUUCAACGCUCCCGUCUUGCUGCGACAUUUGACAUUUUCGGAACAGCGCAAAGAGCCCAUCCAGGAAAUCCACCUCGAUCGUGUGCUGGAAGGAUUAGAUUUUGAUCUCAAUCAAUUCAUCGACAUGUGCAUUCUGCUGGGCUGCGACUAUCUCGACCCAGUGAAAGGGAUCGGCCCCAAAAAUGCUCACGCACUGAUCAAAGAGCACAAGACACUCGAGAAAGUCGUCGAACACAUCGAAAAGACGGGCAAGUACACCCUCCCCGAAGACUGGCCAUAUCAGGAAGCUCGACUCCUCUUCCAAGAGCCCGACGUGCGCGCAGCAGACGCACCCGAAUGUGAUUUCAAAUGGGAAGCUCCCGACGUAGAAGGGCUAGUGAAAUUCUUAGUGGAAGAAAAAGGUUUCAGCGAAGAUCGAGUACGAUCGGCAGCGACACGACUCCAGAAAAAUCUCAAAUCGGGUCAGCAAUCUCGGCUCGAAGGGUUCUUUAAAGUCAAAGAGAAGACGGAGGAUGAAAAGGCGAGUUUGAAGCGUAAGAAUGAGGAGAAAGUUGAGGCGGCGAGGAAAAAGAAAAAGGAAGAGGCCAAGGAGAAGAAAGCGGCAAAAGCGAAGCCGAAGAUGAACUCGUAGGAAAGAGAGUGCGUCCGAGUUGCUGCCGCAUACUCUCUCUUUUUUUUUUCUUUUUCUUGUCUCGAAGCGAUGGCGUUGGUAGGAUAGGUACAUAUUUGAAAAAGAAUGGCCGACGGCUCGCCAAGCUAGCAGCAAGUUGCAAC
This is a messenger RNA of Sphaerulina musiva SO2202, 1362 nucleotides long. RefSeq names its product flap endonuclease. Gene Ontology annotation, molecular function: 5'-3' exonuclease activity; DNA binding; 5'-flap endonuclease activity. Gene Ontology annotation, cellular component: nucleus; cytoplasm. Bases 38 to 1219 code for a protein of 393 amino acids. The transcript is spliced from 2 exons. Lineage: Eukaryota; Fungi; Ascomycota; Dothideomycetes; Mycosphaerellales; Mycosphaerellaceae. The record is from RefSeq and is a predicted model, not a curated record.